Molecule: messenger RNA, 1443 nt
Organism: Anneissia japonica
Lineage: Eukaryota; Metazoa; Echinodermata; Crinoidea; Comatulida; Comatulidae
Exons: 6
Coding region: 72-689 (205 amino acids)
Biological process (GO): cell-matrix adhesion
Cellular component (GO): extracellular region; lysosome
Molecular function (GO): calcium ion binding
Source: RefSeq, a predicted model, not a curated record
CACAAGUCGGGAAUGCUGAUAUUCAUUUCAUCGACAGGAUAACAUUUUGAUAAAUUAAAAAAAUCGAAACUAUGCGUUUUUAUGCUUGUUUUGUAACUCUGUGCUGUGUUGUUAGUAUUUGCAGUGGUCAGGAAUGCUGUAAUAAUCAUGACAUCUACACUCAUACUACCGAAAGGAUCGGUGGUUAUAUUAAAAAUGGACAUCUUAGCAUAUUUGAGGAGAUUGCUAUCUCAGUGAUGGACUAUAAUCAGUCUCGUUUUCUCCUCAACAAAACAAUCGAUGGAGAUUCAAAUUUUAUGCUCUUUGAAGACCACAUCCAGAACAUCAUGUGGGCUAUUUUUCCUGAUGAAGAGUGUCUCAAGAUAGAUAUUACGGAAGAAUCGAAGCCAAGCAGGUGUAUUAAAGAUAAUGCUAAAUAUCUCGGCCAAUUUAAUAACCCUGGUGAUGUGCUAGUAAAUAGGUGGCAGUAUGAAUAUGAAAAACCAUCUGAUUUAGAGAAUGGAAAGGGGCCAAUCGACUAUAACGUGGACGGGUGUAUACCAUCCAGAGAAUUAGUCGUUGGCACAUGGACUGAUACAAAAAACGUUGACUUACUGUUUGUUUAUGAUGUCUACAACUUCGAGGUGUUAACUGAUGUUUCAGAAUAUUUCAUUCUGCCAAGUAACUGUAAUUCAACAAAUGAAGGCUAGCUGAUGAAGUAGAAGGCAAUUAAAUCUGCAGAAUGAGGACGUUUAUGUCAACUCCCGAUAAAGAUGAUGAAUCAAAAUUUUAAUAAAUUACUUUUGUGUUCAAAGAAGAUUUACUUCGAUUAGCGAAGUUAUAAAACUCUGAAGUUGUUUCAUUUAGCAACAAAUACAUUGCUACAGAAUUGAAUUUGGCAAUCUGCAAUCUAGGGUACAUUUCAUGAUAUAAAAUGUACAGCAAUAUACAUAACUGCAUAUAUUUGGUUUUACUAUUUCUUAUUUUUUUGUUUCCAAAACUGUGUUAUUCUAAAAUAUCAACAAGCUUUAUUACAUUAAGAAGAGUUUCAUUCGCAAACCGUGGUGGCCAGGUCCCUCCCUGAGCCGAUUUGAUAACUCGCUGUUAAGUAAAAUAUAUCCUUGGCAGAGUUGUUAAAAUUUUAAAUAAAAUGACUAAAUAAUUAAUUCAUUGAUUAUUGAAUUCAAAUUGGUUGGUUAGUGAAUUUUAUCAUUUCAUGUAGUUGGGUAGACUGACGCAAUAGAUACAAUGAAAUGCACAGUGGGAAAUUGAAACUUAUAUUAUAUCCUAAAAUAAUGACAGACGCUUGGCGGAUUUAUCACUUUCCGACAUUUAAAUCUGAUUUUCUUUUAGCAUGUAGGUAUUUAAUUUUAAGACUUUCAAUAUCUAGUUUAAAAAAAAUGACAAAAAUUGAAAUAGAAAAACAAACCGAAUAUCAUUGCAAACGAUUAUUUAUACAUUAAA